Molecule: messenger RNA, 2186 nt
Organism: Sipha flava (yellow sugarcane aphid)
Lineage: Eukaryota; Metazoa; Arthropoda; Insecta; Hemiptera; Aphididae
Product: transforming growth factor-beta-induced protein ig-h3
Exons: 12
Coding region: 34-1959 (641 amino acids)
Source: RefSeq, a predicted model, not a curated record
UAUUCAAAAAGUUCACUACACUAAUUGUUAACCAUGAUUAUAACUAUUGUUUUAACGAGUUUGAUGUUGACGUAUGAUGCGGUUUAUGGAAAUUAUCACAGCAGAAACACUACGCUACACAAAUAUGGGCCCAACGUGUGCGCGUUCGAGGAGGUGCUGUCCGGCAACGGAGCGUACAUGUACAGGGAGCGCAGCCCGCAGGACAACCGCCAGCAGCAGACUUGCGGACGGAACACGGUUCUGAGGUAUGACUGCUGCGAGGGGUUCAAGUCGACGAAUAAUGGCCGUUCUGGAUGCACUGGAGUGAAAUCGCCAAAGAACGUGUUGGAAACCGCUCAAGAACUUGGCGCCCACACGUUCGUCCAGUACGUCCAACAGAACGGCUUGUACGAUUUCUUCACCAAAAGCGGCCCGUACACGUUGUUUGUUCCUACCGACGAAGCUUUUGCGAAUAUGGACAGUACGCUCGGAGCGGCGUUGGAGUCGUACGAAUCGGCCCCCGAGAUACUUAAAUACCACGUGGUACCUCGGAGGAUCGUAACAUACAACGCAUCGGUCGACGAAACGUUCAACACCUUACACAGCGGAUCGAAAUUGAGGUUUAAUAAGUACUCCACCAAAAUAGAAACAAUAAAUUGUGUUACCUUAAUGCGAAAGAAUCGCAUCGCACAAAACGGAGUGGUGCAUUUGAUAAACACCGUACUAAACCCUUACAGUUAUACAAAUCGAAAUUUAGUACAGAUUAUCAAUCAGAACAAAGAAUUGACGAUAUUUUCAAAAAUGAUUGAAAUGUCACGUAUGCAUCAGAGCCUAAAAGAAACGUUCCAGUCACUUACGGUUAUGGUUCCGACCGAUAUCGCAUUACAACAACUUCUUCCACAAAGCCAACUUCGAAGGAUACUAAACGAUGAAUCACUUAGCAAAGCAUUUGUCUUAAAACACCUGCUGCCAACACCUGUUUGUCCGAGUGCAGUUACUGCAGAUCUAUACGUCAAAAGUCUAGCGAACAAACAUUAUGUCAAGUUUGGUUGUGAUGGGAUAAACUCGAUAACGGUACAGGGACAUUGUAUCGGUAACGAUUUGAAAUUUUCGGCGAACGGGAUCCUGUAUCAAAUAAAUUUCGCUCUAAGCACCGAGGAAGGGAGAUCGAUGUUGCAAAUAAUGCAACAUUUAGGACUAAGCGAAUUCGUUCGGAUCAUAAAUAUCGCUGGACUUACGCAAACAUUUGAAAAUGUCAAUGCACUAACCGCUUUUGUACCGACCAACAAAGCUAUAAAAUGCAUGAAUACCAUGGAACUUUAUCACAUCCAAUCCGAUUCGAGUGUCGCUAGGUCGUUUGUGAACUUCCACGUGGGAAAAGAGUUAAUAACAGCCGAAAAUAUUUACGACGGUAAAGUCGUCGAGAGCUUAAUCCGCGGGAAACGACUACAUCUUCAGUGUGUCCAGAACGAAUUUGGAGUCGAAGGACGCCGACUCGAUUUUCAAACACCAGUCGGCUACAACGGGGUCGUCCACGUGGUAGACGAAGUACUUUAUCCUCCGGUAGUAUGCGUCGAAGACCUCGUAAAGGGAAACAACAGUUUCAGUUUGUACACGCGAGCGAUGAACUUGUUGGGUGUCACACCUCGGACGUCGUUUGAGUUUUACGGCAGCCAAAACACGUUCUUCAUACCAACGGACUACGCGUUUGAGAAACUCGGAGAUAUCGAGUUGAAUAGGAUAUUCAAUAAUCCAUCACAUCUGCAAAAAAUCUUGAACAACCAUCAAGUCAAUCGGAUCCUACCAACGAAAUUGUUCAAAGAACGUUGGCAGUAUGAAAUACAAACCAAAAAUGAAAUCGUUCGCAUCGUGAACAGGGGCAACAAGUUCACGGUCAACAACGCAGAAAUAGUCGAAACCGACAUAAUGACGACCAAUGGACUGGUUCACAUAGUUGACGAUUUAAUAUUUCCUUCGUGAAACCGACGGAGUAUCGAAUAGACGAAGACCAACGAUAUUACACUCAUAACAAUUUUAGUUUAUGUUUAUUAACAAAAGUAUAUUAAACAAUUAAUAGUGAUAACAUACAACAGUGUCAAUUUUUUUUAGUAACAUAAAUGUCUACAUUGUACUGUCAUAACAAAUUUACGUUUUAGUACAUUGAUAAUAUAUAUUUAACAAAAUUAUUCUGUAUAAGUCAAAAAGAG